AUGACCAGCUCGGCGGCCGACACUCACCGCUGCCCCCACCCCAAAGGCGCCAAAGGCAGGUCCCGGAGCAGCCACGAGCGGCCGGUGAGCCUCGCCACCAGCGGGGGCUCGGAGGAGGAGGACAGAGACGGUGGGGUGCUGUUCCACAUGGACAAGAUCGGCUUCCCCAUGGACCCCAUGGACAGCCACACCUGGGAGCGCAUGUGGAUGCACGUGGCCAAGGUGCACCCCAAGGGCAGAGAGGUGGUGGGGGCCAUCAGGGACACCGCUUUCUUUGCAACGUCUUCAAUACCCCAGGUCCCAAACUACAGGCUGUCCAUGACUAUCCCAGACUGGCUCCAGGCGAUCCAGAAUUACAUGAAGACACUACAAUAUAAUCACACGGGGACCCAGUUCUUUGAAAUUAGGAAAAUGAGACCACUGAGCGGGUUAAUGGAAACAGUGAAGGAAAUGACCCAAGAGUCCUUGCCUAUCAAAUGCCUUGAAGCUGUCAUCCUGGGCAUAUACUUAAUCAAUGGGCAGCCUUCCACUGAGCGAUUCCCCUUUAGCCUUAAAACCUACUUCUCAGGAAAUUACUUUCACCACGUUGUGCUGGGAAUAUACUGCAAUGGCUGGUAUGGCUCACUGGGCAUGAGCCGAAGGGCUGAGCUGAUGGACAAGCCACUGACCUUUCGGACUCUCAGUGACCUUGUCUUUGACUUUGAAGACUCCUACAAGAAGUACCUGCACACAGUCAAGAAUGUCAAGAUUGGGCUCUAUGUCCCCUAUGAGCCUCAUAGCUUCCAACCUAUCGAAUGGAAGCAGCUGGUUCUCAAUGUCUCAAAGAUGCUGAGGGCCAGCAUAAGGAAGGAGCUGGAGAAAUAUGCCAGGGACUUGAGGAUGAAGAUCUUGAAGCCUUUGAGUGCCCAUUCUCCGACCCAGGUGAGAAGCCGGGGGAAAUCCCUGUCACCUCGAAGGAGACCGGCAAGUCCCCCGAGAAGGUUUGCCAGGCGAGACAAGUCUCCUGCCCUGCCCGAGAAGAAGGUGGAUCUCAGCACCCUGAAUGAAGUGGGUUAUCAGAUCCGAAUCUAGUCAAGCCACAGCGGC
Molecule: messenger RNA, 1086 nt
Organism: Heterocephalus glaber (naked mole-rat)
Lineage: Eukaryota; Metazoa; Chordata; Mammalia; Rodentia; Bathyergidae
Product: tubulinyl-Tyr carboxypeptidase 2
Biological process (GO): regulation of angiogenesis
Cellular component (GO): cytoplasm
Source: RefSeq, a predicted model, not a curated record